AUGCCAAGCUCACGUCAGCCCGGUAUGAUGCUCCCAUCGGUGAUCAAGUAUUCGCCGUAUCAUCAUUUCACCAUCAGGGGCUCUAAAGGGUUGACGCGAAAGCUCACGCUAGGGGUGUGCUGCAUGCAGAACAAGGCUACUAGUAACCCCAUGCAGUCCUUGUUGAGGAGACUAGAUGCUAGUGGUGCCUUCAACAUCAUCAUUUUCGAUGAGAAAAUGAUCCUGGAACAGGACGUAUCCGAAUGGCCGAUAGUCCAGUGUUACGUGUCUUUCCAUUCAAAGGGCUUUCCACUUUACAAGAGUUUGGAAUACGUCAAAAUGCGCCAUCCAGUGGAGAUUAAUAAGGUAGAAGACCAGCUGAAACUACGGAAUAGGCUUACCGUCUACGAGACGUUGAAGUCCCACGAUAUACCUUGCCCGGACUAUAUGGCGAUCGAUCAUCUGGAGUAUGGGGACCAUCAGUUCGUGGAAGCAGAUGAUUAUAUUAUUUACGACGGGCGUAAGUUGAAAAAGCCCUUUGUUGAGAAGCCUCUAGAUGGGGAUGAUCAUAACAUAUGGAUCUACUAUCCAACUAACGUCGGAGGUGGAUGCAAAAAGCUCUUCCGGAAGAUCGGUGAUAAGUCGUCAGAAUUUGAUGCGAAGCAGUCCCGCAUAAGGAAGGAUAAGAAGUAUAUAUAUGAGCCGUUCCUCCCAACAGGAGGAAUGGAUGUCAAGGUUUAUAUGGUGGGUGAGAUGUAUAGCCACGCUGAAGCCAGAAAAGCGCCUACUGUAGAUGGCAAAGUUAUGAGAAAUAAUAACGGUAAGGAAAUACGAUACCCUAUUACGUUGAGUGAAGUAGAGAAGGCUUGUGGAGCCUUGAUAGUGCAGGCCUUUGGGCAGUUCGUGACUGGAUUCGACGUCCUACGUACAACGGGAAGGUCUAUAGUGUGCGAUGUUAACGGUUGGUCCUUCGUGAAGGGGAAUCAGAGAUACUAUGAUGACUGUGCUAUACUCGUCCAGAAGUUCUUCCUGGAUCGGUUUCAUAUUACAUUCACAAUGCCUAUACCAGCUCUCAAAAACGUGAUGAUAAUAAUGCGGCAUGGCGAUCGGAAGCCUAAAGAGAAGCACAAGUUCAAAUCCUCCCACAGGUAUUUUUUGGACUACGUUAACGGUCCCGAGGAGAUGAAGAGGCUGUUGGGGAAGGUGAAGGCGGCUCUGCAAGAGCCUGGGCUAUCGGAAAAGGAUAGGAAGAAUAUUGAUACACUGAAGAUGGUUUUGGAUCUGCAUGAACAUUUCACUGGGCUCAACAGGAAGAUUCAAUUCAAACCGAUUAAGUUCGGCAUCAACGACCACGGUGUCGAGGAAUGUACCGAGGUGCAGGUGGUGGCGAAGUGGGGAGGAGAGUUGACUUCUCUUGGACGGAACCAGGCGGAGACCUUGGGCCGUAGACUGCGACAAGAGCUCUUCCCGAUCAAUAGUGAUGAUUGUACUUCACUGUUGCGGCUUCAUUCGACGUUCCGACAUGAUUUUAAGAUUUACUCUAGUCACGAGGGCAGGUGCCAGACUACCGCAGCUGCUUUUACUAAGGGCUUUCUGGAUCUUGAAGGUGAUCUACCGCCGAUAUUGGUUUCCUUGGUAUGCGUUGAUGGCUUUGCGAGGAAGUUACUUGAUCGCCCAAUUCCUAAGGAGGAUAGGAAUAAGGUUAAGCAAAUGAUUGAUACCAUCUUGCACACGGACAGUUCGGAGCUGAGGCCUGGCGAACUGCUGGAAAUUAUGGCACCGACUGAUCAUAAGGGUACGGCUGAGGCUGCGAGGAUGAUAGGGAACCCACUUAUCACCAUGAGGAAGGUUGGCGAACUCUGCCUGUCUUUUCUGGACCUCAUCUCGACAGAGAUUGCUCGCCUUGCUGAGAAGCACAAAUUGGACUCAGUGGACUAUUCAGAGUUCGACGAUGGAUCUCCUAUAAACGGCAGUUCUUCACCAAAUGCUCUGCCGGAAGACCCGACGUCCCCAGUAGAGGGCGAUGUCGGGUCGUCCCCAGAGACACCUCAAUCCAACGAAAGCGAAGCCUCCCCUGUUCGAGGUCAUCGAAGGCUCCGAUCGUGGACUCGCGGGGCGAGCGCGAGAGGUCGCAGUAAGGGCUUUCUGUCGUUCGUAGGGGAAAAGCUGAGAGAUAGGUUUUCAUCGACUCCUUUUGCGUCGUUUAUCAAGAAGGACUAUGCGAUCGGCCCUGGACCUAAGCUCCCACAUGAGCUUCAGGAUAGAGUAAAGCGACGGUAUAUACAACUUCAACGUAUAGAGCAUCGAUGGAAGAAACUGGUCCAAGGCUUCCUGAGUCCACCCCGAGGGGAGUUCGACACUACCAAGGUGCCUGAUCUAUGGGACUGUGUUUACUACGAUCUAGUUCAUCAUCGUAAUGAUGUCCCGCCAGCUGCCUUGAAUGUGCUUGAGGAGAUGUCUCUGUACCUGAUCCCAUUGCAGAACUGGACGAGUCCAAGUGAGUUUGGUAUUGAUAAGGAGGAUAAGAUCCGCAUAGGGGUGGAAACCAGCUGGCGGCUCAUACAGAAGCUAAUAAACGACUCGGAGUUCAUGUUGGAUGAGAUUACGGAUUCAGGCCAGCCCAGAUCGAAUGCUAAUGCUCAAACUGUCGGCUUUGAUGCUACGGGUACUCCCACUCUUCUACCGGCGCUUUCGAUGGCCUCGACUCCAUCCAAGAACAGUACCAAGAAUUCCCCCACCAACGCGGUUCGGCAGUGUAUCGUCCACUCGCAUCGGUUUAAGGACAGCGAGGAGUCGUCCUCAGGGGCUGCCAGAGAGGGCUCUACCGAAACUAAGAAGUCGUCUGGGUCAGCUACGCGAUCGAGUAGUGGUGAGAACUCCAAACGUCGCGAAGGGUCUCUGGAGAAGGCCAACAGAGGGGCCGCCGCUCCGGAGCUACGUGCUCAGCUGAGACAGGCUAUGCGGGAUGGCAGUGAUUGGCAUCCCAAACUGCACGAGACGGUUGCUCAAAUAACCGGCAUGAAAAGUACCAGUAAGUGUGUGCGUACGAGGAUCUACGUCACGAGCGCCUCUACUAUGCACAGUCUACUGAAUGUGUUGGUGAAUGGCGAUGAUGAGCAUAUGAAGUCGCCCAUAGAUCCUGCUAUGAUUAGGGAUAUCACGGACUUGCACUAUCUCACUCACAUAUCCUUGCGCGUUUUCGAGGCAGACGACUACGAUGGCCCCUCAAGUGUACAUGAUAACGAGCGGAGGAAUCGGACAGUGAGCUCGCAGAGUACUCGCCAGGACUUGACCCGGUACCGUGUAGAGAUAGGGCUGUCUCCAGGAGUGCAAGUGGUGGACCAAACGGCGACGGGUCUCCAAAUUAAUCACUACCCUCCUGGGAACCGUAUCAGGGAGUCCGAACUUGAGGUUGCUCCGUUGAAGCCUGUUAUUAACAUCGGCACGUUGAAGAACUACUAUACGCUACAGGAGCUCGAUACUUAUCUUACAUCGACCUUGGCUAAGUUCCAUCACUGUGUGGAUUCGGACAGUGAGCCUGAGACUGAUAACCAUCCUGACGAUGGAGAGAGGAGUAUGUCGCCGAUGGCAUUUGAGUCAACGACCUCAUAA
Messenger RNA from Perkinsus marinus ATCC 50983, 3591 nucleotides. RefSeq lists its product as hypothetical. NCBI's taxonomy places the organism in Eukaryota, Perkinsozoa, Perkinsida, Perkinsidae. The record is from RefSeq and is a predicted model, not a curated record. Gene Ontology annotation, molecular function: diphosphoinositol pentakisphosphate kinase activity; 5-diphosphoinositol pentakisphosphate 1-kinase activity; inositol hexakisphosphate kinase activity. Bases 1 to 3591 code for a protein of 1196 amino acids. The transcript is spliced from 31 exons. Gene Ontology annotation, biological process: inositol phosphate biosynthetic process; inositol metabolic process.